ACAGCAAUACGACAUGGCUGCCUUCAAGAUCGCCCUUGUGCUCGCCCUCGCGGUGGCUUGCGCUCUCGCCGACGAGCGCCCGCGCUACACAGCCCCAGCCCCUCGCCCCUCCUACGAAGCCCCUCGUCCCUCAUACUCCGCCCCUCGUCCUGCCGAGCGCUCGGAGGAGGAAUACGACGAAGCCAAGUACGAGUUCGAGUGGAAGGUUGACGAGGACGGCAACAACUUUGGCCAGUCAGAGUCUCGUGACGGUGAUGAGACGAAGGGUUCGUACGUCGUCGACCUUCCCGACGGUCGCCGCCAGACCGUGACGUACUCCGUCGACGGUGACUCAGGGUUCGUCGCCGAAGUGUCCUACGAAGGAGAGGCUCAGUACCAGGAGGAGUCUGAGGAGCAGAGGUACGAGGCCCCUCGUCCAGCUUACGAAGCACCUCGUCCUUCAUACCAGGCACCUCGUCGCGGGUAGUGGAACUAAUGUAACAUACAAUGUCUACCAGAACCUGACUACCAGCCUACUUGUACAUAAACAACAGUACCUCUGAGCCCUAUGUAAUUUAUUGUCUUUCAUAAACUGCAACGCAUA
Molecule: messenger RNA, 583 nt
Organism: Hyalella azteca
Lineage: Eukaryota; Metazoa; Arthropoda; Malacostraca; Amphipoda; Hyalellidae
Product: cuticle protein 19-like
Exons: 2
Coding region: 14-466 (150 amino acids)
Cellular component (GO): extracellular matrix
Source: RefSeq, a predicted model, not a curated record